Messenger RNA from Cooperia oncophora, 606 nucleotides. The record is from the annotation of a GenBank genome assembly. NCBI's taxonomy places the organism in Eukaryota, Metazoa, Nematoda, Chromadorea, Rhabditida, Trichostrongylidae.
AUGAUUCAGGAAGAUAAAGUUCCGAAGAGUGAGGUGACGGGCAAGGCGGAGCAAUUCAGUGUCACUUCUGCAUUGGAACUCCUAUGUAAUGCAGGUCCCAGUGUCACUGCUCAUGACGACUUGGACUUGGACGUGACAGCCGCAGAACGCACUGGCACACCACGGCCGUCGAAGCGAAUAGCUCGAAUAGAGAAAUUAGGAUUGGAGACGUUCACAUGUCAGCUAUGUAAGAAGUCUAUUACACGGCAAGGGCAGUAUGCGAAUCUAGUCAACCAUCUCUCAAGGCAUGCACGUUUGCACGCAUCCAAGAAGCAGUACUGUUGUCCGGUGUGUCGAGCAUCGUUCUCACGAAGGUAUCUGGCGUACGCACAUGUGAGGGAAGCCCAUACAAAGCAUGGAUAUGUUGAGCCAGUAGAUCACGGAAGAGAACUUCGUGAAGAAUAUCGUUCUCUGCUGGAAGUUUGCUUUCCGGGUGCAAGUACUCGACGUAAAACCGCGUCGCAUCUGUCCACUGCCAACAAAGGAAAUCGCACAGACAAGAAAGGGAAAGGUACGGCUCAUACUGCGCCAACCUACAAGGACGAACUGUCACGUCUGCUAGAGUGA